This is a messenger RNA of Colletotrichum orchidophilum, 519 nucleotides long. RefSeq lists its product as uncharacterized. The transcript is spliced from 3 exons. The record is from RefSeq and is a predicted model, not a curated record. Bases 1 to 519 code for a protein of 172 amino acids. Lineage: Eukaryota; Fungi; Ascomycota; Sordariomycetes; Glomerellales; Glomerellaceae. Gene Ontology annotation, molecular function: GTP binding; GTPase activity. Gene Ontology annotation, biological process: small GTPase-mediated signal transduction.
AUGCCCUCUGUUUCCUCUCUCAUACGACUGAGUGCUGGCGAAGGCACCGGCCCCGUCAUAUUGCUCAGAGAUAUUGAUCAACCGUUCAUCUUCGAGAUCAGGUUUUCUGGAAAACCGUACCGUCUAGAGUUUUAUGAUACAAAUAGCCCCGAGAAUUGGAAGCUUCUCGAGCCGGACAUUGUCAUACUGUGUUAUGACAUAAGCCAGCGGCUGAGUCUCAUCAACAUGAGGAGACAUUGGCUUCCAGAGGUGAAGAUGUCAUUCCGCAGGCCCGACCGCUUGCCUAUUCUCAUGUUAGGUCUUAAGAGAGACCUACGAUCCGAAGAUGACCCCAAUGGGAUCAUUUAUCCCCAAGAAGCAUACCAGCAGGCGCAGGAGAUUCGCAUAGACAAGUAUAUGGAAUGCUCUGCGGUGACGGGCGAACUACUCAAGCUGGCAUUUGAGGAGAUUAGUAAAACCGCGGUCAUGACGCGGAAGGCCGAGGGAGGGCAGAGCGAAGGCGGCUGUGUCGCCAUGUAA